Messenger RNA from Sphaerodactylus townsendi, 5804 nucleotides. RefSeq names its product cell migration inducing hyaluronidase 1 (gene CEMIP). The record is from RefSeq and is a predicted model, not a curated record. The transcript has 28 exons. The coding region runs from base 213 to 4262 and encodes 1349 amino acids. NCBI's taxonomy places the organism in Eukaryota, Metazoa, Chordata, Lepidosauria, Squamata, Sphaerodactylidae.
CGGGCUGCCGACGGACUUCGCCGAGCUGCUCCGGACCGAGCCGAGAGCCUCCGCCGCCUCUUCGCUUCUCCCGCAACGCUCUCCCCGCAGUGCAGACCCUCUCUGAACCCCGGAGCUGCUGCAGAGAGCGAGAGGGUCAGUCCAAGCCGUGCGCCUCGCAGGGGGGCGAUAGGACCUUGGAAGACAAAGAAUAUUGAGGAUCACAUCCAAAGAUGUCCAUGGAAGUCAGCUUUGCUUUGCUUCUGUUUGUGCUGCUUCCCUUACACGGAGCAGCAUCCUCAUCCUGUCCUGAUUUGGACCCACAACUGAAACCCUGGAGUCCUGGGCACGAUGAAGAUAAUUUGGUCAACAUCAGCCUUGGCCAAGCGCUCCUGUUGUCUUCUUCUGCAACUGUCCAUUCCAUCCUUAUCACCAACGGAGGAAAGCUGGUAAUUAAAGACAAAACAGGGCCCAUUGUUUUGCGCACCCGACACAUUCAGAUAGAAAACGGCGGAGAGAUGCAUGUUGGGAGUGAGAGAUGUCCUUUCCAAAGCCACCUGACAAUCAUCUUGUAUGGACGUGCUGAUGACGCGGUCCAACCAGAUAGUUAUUUUGGGCGGAAGUACAUCGGGGUUGGCAGCGGCGGGACUCUAGAGGUCCAUGGUGAGAAGAAACUCUCCUGGACAUUCCUCAACAAGACCUUGAAUCCCGGCGGCUUGCAGGAAGGCGGCUACUACUUUGAGCGAAGCUGGGGGCAUCGCGGCAUCAUCGUCCAUGUAAUUGACCCAAAGACGGGAUCGGUUGUCCACUCUGAUAGAUUUGAUACCUAUAAAAUCAAAGGUGAAAGCCUCCGCCUCGUCCGGUACUUGAAUGCAAUCGAUGACGGCAUGAUCUUGUCGGUUGCGGUGAACGACGAAGGAUCCCGGAGCUUGGAUGAUUCGGCUCGGAAAGCGAUGACCAAGCUGGGCAGCAAGCAUUUCCUUCACCUCGGUUUUAGACAUCCCUGGAGUUUUAUUACCAUAAAAGGAACACCUUCUUCUUCGGUUGAAGACCACAUAGAAUACCAAGGAUACAGGGGGUCUGCUGUCGCCAAGGUAUUCAAACUAUUUCAGGCUGACAAUGGAGAAUAUUUUAAUGUGUCUUCGACGAGUGAGUGGGUUCAAGAUGUGGAGUGGACAGGAUGGCUUGAGAAGCCAGAAAAGGCAAAAUCCAAAGGCGGAGAAAGACUUCUGGACUUCAAAGCGGCUCACCCAGAAGUCUGUGAUCAUCCUGUUGAUAUCCAGGCGGUCACAUUGGAUGGAGCCAAGUUAACAACUGAGGUUCUCUACAAAGGAGGCCGUGAUUAUAGGUUUUUCUGCCGCGGCCCGGAACAGAGCGGCAUGAGCUGCCAAAACUACAGAGUGCGUUUUUUAUGUGGUAAAAAUGUGAGACCCAAGCUUACCGUUACCAUUGACACAAAUGUGAACAGCACCAUUUUAAGAUUAGCGGACGAUGCGAGGUCAUGGAAAGUCAGAGACAGAAUUGUCGUGGCCAGCACGGAUUAUUCCAUGUACCAAGCUGAAGAAUUCCAGAUUUUGCCUUGCAGGGCCUGCAGGCCCAAUGAAGUCAAAGUAGCAGGGAAAGCGACCUACCUUCACACGGGAGAGGAAAUCGACGGGGUGGACAUGAGGGCUGAAGUCGGCCUGCUGAGCCACAACAUUGUGGUGAUGGGAGAGAUGGAGGAGAAUUGCUACGAUUAUAAUAGCGGCCUCUGUUCCUUCUUUGAUUUCGACACCUUUGGGGGACAUGUCAAGGUUGCCCUUGGAUUUAAAGCAGUCCACAUGGAAGGGGUGGAGCUGAAACACAUGGGCCAGCAGUCGCUGGGGCACUACCCAAUCCACUUCCACAUGGCUGGAGACGUGGAUGAGAAGGGAGGCUACGACCCACCCACCUAUGUCAAAGACCUUGCUAUCCACCACGCCUUCUCUCGUUGCGUGACAGUCCAUGGUUCCAACGGUUUACUGGUUAAGGAUGUUGUUGGCUAUGAUACUCUGGGACACUGCUUCUUUACGGAAGAUGGGCCUGAAAUACGCAACACGUUUGAUCACUGCCUCGGACUGGUGGUGAAACCGAGCACGUUGCUACCGUCCGAUCGGGACACAAGAAUGUGCAAGUCUAUUACCGAGGGAGCAUACCCGGGAUAUGUCCCCAAACCUAGACAAGACUGCAAUGCCGUGUCUACCUUCUGGUUGGCCAACCCGCACAACAACCUUAUAAACUGUGCAGCUGCGGGCUCUGAAGAAACUGGAUUUUGGUUUGUUCUGCAUCACGUGCCAACUGGUCUGUCGGCGGGAAUGUACGCCCCUGGAUACUCGGAGCACCUUCCGAUGGGAACGUUCUAUAACAAUCGGGCCCAUUCCAACUAUAGGGCUGGAAUGAUAAUUGAUAAUGGCGUGAAAACUACACCAGCUUCAGCGAAAGACAAACGACCCCUCUUGACCUUGAUUGCUGGGAGGUACAGCCCGCAUCAGGAUGCUGACCCGUUGAAGCCAAGGGAACCGGCCAUCAUUCAACGCUUUAUUGCUUACAAGAACCAAGAUCACGGAGCCUGGCUGAGAGGGGGUGACGUGUGGCUGGACGACUGCCAGUUUGCCGACAAUGGCAUUGGACUCACUUUGGCUAGCGGUGGAACCUUCCCACAUGACGAUGGUUCAAAACAAGAAGUAAAGAACAGCCUGUUUGUAGGCGAAAGUGGGAAUACCGGGACUGAAACCAUAGACAAUAACGUCUGGGGGCCCGGGGGCCUGGACCACAGUGGGCGGACUCUUCCAAUCGGACAGAAUUUCCCAAUCAGAGGGAUUCAGUUCUAUGACGGACCGAUCAAUGUCCAAAACUGCACCUUCCGGAAAUUUGCAGCGCUCGAGGGUCGCCACACCAGUGCUUUGGCAUUCCGGCUGAACAAUGCUUGGCAAAGCUGCCCAAAUAACAACGUCACAAACCUACACUUUGAACACGUCCCAAUUACUUCUAGAGUGUUCUUCGGAGAACCGGGUCCCUGGUUCAAUGGACUGGAUAUGGAUGGGGAUAAAACGUCAGUUUUCCAUGAUGUAGAUGGUUCUGUAUCUGAAUAUCCUGGGUCCUAUAUCAUCAAGGAAGAUAACUGGCUGAUCAAACAUCCAGAUUGCAUUGAUGUUCCAGACUGGAGGGGCUCUAUCUGUAGUGGACAGUAUGCACAGGUGUACAUCCAAGCCUACCGAUCAUCGAAUCUGCAAAUGAAGAUAAUCAAAAAUGACCUCUAUACCCAUCCCCUGUACUUGGAAGGAGCUCUGAGCAAGAGCACCCACUACCAGCAAUAUCAGCCCGUGAUAACUCUACAGAAAGGCUACACUAUCCACUGGGACAAGACGGCUCCUGAGGAAUUGGUUCUUUGGCUGAUUAACUUCAACAAGAACAACUGGAUCCAGAUUGGGCUUUGUUAUCCAAAAGGGACAACAUUUUCCAUUCUCUCAGACAUCCACCAUCGCCUUUUGAAGAAAACGGAAAAGACUGGAGUUUUCUACCCGUCUCCUCAAAUGGACAGACUUGAGUACCGAUACCCUACCAAAGGAUACUACUAUUGGGAUGAAGACACUGGAUUGUUGUUUCUCAAGCUAAAAGCUCAGCAUGAGAAAGAGCCAUUUGCCUUCUGUUCCAUCAAAGGCUGCGAGAGAAUUCGGAUCAAAGCUAACCUCCCCAAGAAAGCAUCGAUCAGCGACUGCCAAGCUAAGGCCUAUCCGAAGUACGCAGAGAAACCUUCGGUGGACGUGCCAAUGCCCAAAAAGCUGCCUGGCACAAAAGAGGACCAUUUCGUGGAGCUGAAGGUGGAAAGCUACAAGACCAGAUACUUGCAUCUUAAGAGUGACUUUGCUUAUAUCUCAGUUGAUGGCAAAAAGUUCUCACUCUCUGAAGACGGUAUCCUAGUGGUUGUGGUGGACGGGCACCAUGGGAAAGUGGUUGACCAAAUGAGUUUCAGGAACGCUAUCCUCCAAGGAAUCCCAGGACAAAUAGAUAAUUAUGUUAGCAACCUCGAGGACAACUCUAUUGUGGUGAUGAUGUCUAAAGGACGGUACAUUGCAAAGGGCCCUUGGACAAAAGCCUUGGAGAAGCUUGGAGCACAGAGAGGCAUUAAGUUGAAAGACAAAAUGGCUUUUCUGGGCUACAAGGGCAGCUUCCAGCCCUUCUGGGUCCGACUGAGCACCCAUGAUGAGGCAGUGAAGAUCUUCCAAGCUCUACCAGUACCUGUGAUGAAGAAGAUGAAGCUGUGAAGGCCAUGGGUGGCCAUUAUUAUCACAGCCUUAACUGCAAAAGGACUGCUUUUGGCUAGUGGCUGACCUGAGAUGUAGUAUUUUUUUGUUGCUGUACAUUAACAAAAAAAACUCCCCGAACUUAUUGUGAAUGUGUGCAGUGGCCACAUAAGACAACCGACAUUCCUUGGGCAGGCGAGGUCCAGUUCUCGUGACUCGCUUAGUGGCCGGAAGAUUGUUGCCUGUUUCCCACAAGCACACUUUGGGGGGAGAAAUGUUUACGACUCCCCAGUGCCACGUGACUUCUCAGGUAGUGAAAUCGAGUUCUCUAAUGGAUAGGACGAAGAGCUAACUUCCCAACAGGGUGGCCGUGCUUAGCACAUCAAAAAGUGUUCCUUUUUUAAUGUUCUGACAGCCAAGGUGGGAAGGUGAAAUUGUAAACUGAUACUCUGUGGGAAUUCAAAUGUGCAAAGCUAUAACAUUGGUCUUAAACAGCUUGGGAAGAAAUUGUCAUGCUAGACCUUGUCAGUGUCUCUCUUCUCCUAACUUCCUCGGGUUGGUCUCACGUGUGGACCGGACUGCUUGAAGGAACUGCGGAUGCAGAGGGCAGAAGGACGAUGAGCCAGGAGAUCUCACCUAAAUCCUAUUUCUGCCCACAGAGAAAUAAUCAGCUAAGCUACUGUACUAGGGGUUGUUUUUGAAGCUCUAGCAAGGAAAUCAAACCAGCAAAGCCAUCUUUAUAAGCCAGUGAUAGCUGUUACUUGUUGCCAGGGAGCAUAGAGCAAUGGCCAUGAAAAUACUAACUGCUCCUCCGCUGAAAGCAGUUUUGCUAGCAUCAGAGAGGAACCUUUCUUAAAAAACAGACAGGAUAUUCAUCACUGGGGAAAAAAAGCCAUGCAGGGAAAUUAGUCCCAUCACAUUCUGCCUGGUGUGGACAACAUCUAACUAGACCAGACAGCAGCCUCCAUCGAAGGCUAUCCACUUGGAAAGUUGUAAAAAAAUAUUAUAUGGAUGUAGCCUCUGUAUGUGUGCCCCUCUGCAAUUACUGGGGCGAUUGAACUCAAGCGCAGACGUCCUCUGCCAGUCACUAUUCACUAUCUGUGAAUCGCCCUUUUCUACCAUUGUAAUGUAGCCAGCUGUUUCCCCUUGUUCCUACCUACGUGAUCUUGUUUUGUUCAUACGUCAGUCCAGAUAUUUUACCCGAAAUAGCUGGUCCUUUUUCGGAACUAGAUGUACAGUGUUUUGUAUAUAUUCCAGAAGUUCCCAGUGGUGGAAGUAAAAGAUCUAUUUUCUAUUUAUUUAUUGCCAAGGCACUACGAGAAUUUAAGCUGAAUGAGUUGUUCGUGGGUUGAAGUGACUCAGGAACACAUUUCUUCAGAUAAUCUGCUUUGCACUUGAAAAUUCUUAAAAACUGCAGAAUGUAGUAUUCUACCGGCAGCCUGUUUUAUGACGAUCAAAACUCUUGGAAUGUUCCUUCAAAAUGUUUUUGCUUACCGACUUAGUAUUUAGUUGUUUUGGAAUACACUACAUUUAUUGGAAUAAAAUUUCAAUGCAACUUUACAA